AUGACUUUCGCUGCGUUCCGCAAGAAACUCGAGAAGGAGAAAGCAUCUAUCGACGCCAGGCUCAAGACAGGCGUCAAGGAGCAACUAGAGGCUACUCGUGAUGGACUGCGGAAGCUACUAGGUACUCGUACGAACGUUCAAGCAAUCAAGGACGAGAUGGCAACUAUCGACGGCUUGUGCAAGAAUCCGCAGAACACCAUAUCGACGUUUGACCAGAUCGCGCGGGUCUCGAUGGUUCAUCGUAAUUUCGAGCAAGUAGAGGAGAUGGUAAAUAACCUUACGGAAAUGCAUGACAAACUAGACAUGCUCGAAGGGAUGCUUAAUGCUGAUAGACAAGAUAUCACUGGACCUGCUCGCAAUCUCCUUAUACUCCAUAUCCACCUCACUCAGCUGGAGAAUUUCAGGAAUCAGACCCUGCAUCAGGCAAAGAAGGCUACUACGGAUUCUCGCGCCAUCUUGAAUCGUUGGUUUGAGCGUCUCAACAAGUUCGUGGCGAACUUUGAAGAAUACUUUGCUGAUCUUAGUCGCAAUAUUUUGCCUAUUGUCCGAGCUGGUCACUCGGAGGUUGUCGUUAAGCUGGUAAAAAUAGCAGAGAUUGAGGGAAAGGAGGAUGAAAAGGCCAUAGCCAUUCGUCUGGUUAAGAAGGCGGCCAAAAUGGAUGCUGCAUCAAAAUUCAGAUCUCUGCAGGCUAAUGCUCGAGUCAUCAAGCACUACAGAUCAAAGCUAACAAAAAAUGUAACGGACUCGAUCAAGGCAUCCUUUGAAGAGGCAUAUCGGGCGGAUGAGGAAGACCCAGCGGCAUUUGUAGAGAACUUAAACGGGUGGAUGUACAAGGACCUCGUACGAAUCGAGAACGAUGUCGUUCCCUGCUUUCCGCAGAGCUGGGAUAUCCAUUCCUUAUACAUCCGCGAAUAUCAUAAAGCUCUGAACGAUUCAUUGAAGAAAAUUGUCGCCUCAAAACCUGAUCCACCCGUUCUACUUAUUAUUCACGGCUGGUUGAAGGAACACAAAAAGAACAUGAAGGAACUCGGUGUACCACCCGAAUGGCUCGAACCACCGUUGUUGGGAGGCAAUGAACAAAGUCUUAUCGAGGAUUAUCUACAAACAAUUAUCAGUAAGCUCGACGAAUGGACUGAUAACCUCAUGGCUGCGGAGAAGAAGACGUUUAUCACUCGUUCUGAUCCGCCUGAGGUCGAUGCGGACGGGCUCUACGGUAUGCAGGGUGCCGUCGACUUAUUCCAGAUGGUCAAUCAGCAGGUCGACCUGGCCAUGGAAAGUGGGCAAGGCGGGAUCCUUGCUCGUGUUGUCACAGAAAGCGCACGCGCCAUGCGUGGUACACAGGAACAAUGGGUACGUCUUGUCGAAACAGAGUACAAGAAACAAGUCGAGAAGCCCGACGAAGUUGCUGGUGGACUGGGCGAGUACUGUAUCGCUCUCGCAAACGACCAAAUCAAGUGCGCAGACUACGCGGAAGCUCUAUCUGGACGUCUAGAACCGCUUGUAUCAGAGAAGUACAAGGUCGUGAUUGUCGAGCGGCUGAAUGAUGCGAUAGAUGGAUACCUUGAUGUUGCGAAGAAGUGCACACAGACGUUGAUUGAUAUCGUUUUCAAUGACCUCAAACCUGCAUUAAAGCAGCUGUUCCAGCCAGCAUGGUACGACGGUAACGUGGGACAAAUUAUCGAGACAAUGCGGGAUUACAUGUCGGACUACCAACAAUAUCUCAACUCAGCAAUCCUAGAGCUCCUUGUCGAGGACCUAUUAGAUGCGUUCCUCGUCGCCUACCUGACCGGGCUUGGGAACGCAACGAAGUUACGCAUGCCAGCAGCAACAGAUCGGAUUCGGGACGAUGUCAGCCUCGCGUUCAAAUUUUUCAGCACGUUGAAGCCAGCAAAGGAGCUCGAAGCUCACUUCGAAGUUGUCGAGCUUGUUCUUGCGCUCCUCGAGGCAUCCAAGAGUCUCGUCUUUCUUUCAUUCUGGGAGUUCGCGAAGGUGCAUGGACCGAAUAUACCUUUCGUCGAGGGUCUCAUGAAGGCACGCGAUGAUCUCGACCGUACGGCGGUCAGUGAAGUUAUGGAGAGCGUGAAACGCAAGGUAAAGGAAGAAGGCCUUACAGAUCCACCUGAGCCUACUAUUAUGAAGAAGAUCGCCAUCCAGGGAACAUUUGCGCGGCUACUUCGCACUGCGGCAUCGUAGUGUGAAUGUUGUUGAUAUUUGUUAUUCUCGUCAUUCUUCGCGCCUGUGUUCGUUUUCCGGGACAUUGAGUUUUAUUCUUCGUUACCCACGUAUUUAUUCUGACAUUUGUCUUUGUGGAACUGUAUCGACUACCCGUAAUUGUAUUUAUACAUCUUAACAUUAGAUGCUUUCAGUUUCGCUUCGUGUACUUCGGCUUCAUACCUUCAAUCUGUUUUGGUCUUGCUUUCGUCCGACUUCGAGCGGUCUGGAAGCCUCUUGGCGGUCUCAUCGAUCUUCUUGAAUUGGAACGGAAAUCGAGAAGGAUAUAGGAACGGGCGCAGAUCAAAUCC
This is a messenger RNA of Fomitiporia mediterranea MF3/22, 2522 nucleotides long. RefSeq names its product exocyst complex component Sec6. The transcript is spliced from 4 exons. The record is from RefSeq and is a predicted model, not a curated record. Gene Ontology annotation, cellular component: exocyst. The coding region runs from base 1 to 2193 and encodes 730 amino acids. Lineage: Eukaryota; Fungi; Basidiomycota; Agaricomycetes; Hymenochaetales; Hymenochaetaceae. Gene Ontology annotation, molecular function: SNARE binding. Gene Ontology annotation, biological process: exocytosis; exocyst localization.